Molecule: messenger RNA, 729 nt
Organism: Arabis nemorensis
Lineage: Eukaryota; Viridiplantae; Streptophyta; Magnoliopsida; Brassicales; Brassicaceae
Source: the annotation of a GenBank genome assembly
AUGGAGGAAACAGUUACUUCACCGAUACUCGAAGAGAAAAUCUACGUCGCAGUUGGGAGAACUGUAUGGAAGAACACAUCAAAUCUCAUGUGGGCAUUACAAAACUACCAAGGAAGCAAAAUCUGCAUUGUUCAUAUUCACCAGCCAUCGUCAACGAUCCCUGUUUUGGGUACCAAAUUCGAAGCUUCAACGGCAGAUGAAGAAUUAGUGAGAGCAUACAGAGGAAAAGAAACAACGAAAACAGACAAGAUUCUACAAGAGUACCUCAGUAUUUGCCUCAAGAAAGGGAUCCAAGCAGAGAAGCUCUGUAUUGAAAUGGACUCAAUUGAGAAAGGAAUUGUGGAAACAAUAUACCAUCAUAGGAUCAGGAAGUUUGUUAUGGGAGCAGCUGCAGAUAAACACUAUUCGAUGGAAGCUAGAAUGGAUGAAGUUAGAGCUCUCUCUUCGCUAUUAUCAGAGUUUCAGCGACUUGUAUUGCCACACACAAGCACCAAUCCACUUCAAGAAGUAGGAAGUUUGAGUGGACAAAACGAGAGGGAAUCAAACAGAACUUCCUUGGAUAUAUUGUCACGCACAGGAAGAUCUGAUGAGGUCCCCCUAAGCGAAGUUCAAGAGGAACCGAAUGACUCAUCUUCUCACGCUUUUCCGCGGAAUGGGAAUGAACAUGAUGAUAAACUUCUUGAUCAACUCCACCAAGUUAUGGCAAACACUCACAAUCCAAAACCAUGA